AUGGUCACGACCGAGACUGUGCGUGGCCUCAAGGACCAGCUCGUGACGGCCAACAGGGCAGGCGACGCCCAGACCUGCAUCGACGUCCUCAUCCGCCUCGAGACCGAGGUCGAGUCCACCAACGCGUUUCUCAAGGAGACCCAGAUCGGCGCUGUCGUCAACGGCGUCGCCCGAGGCGCCUGCUCGCCCGACGUCGCCAACCUCGCCAAGACGCUCGUCAACAAGUGGAAGCAGGCGGUCGGCGUCAAGAUCUCGAACGGCGCUCGUCGUGCCUCUAUCUCGACGACGCCUUCUCUCCCUACGCCCGUCUCGCCGCCGUCCCUCAACCAGAACGGCUCAGUCGCCGCCUCGACCUCGCUCUCGCCCGACGUGGACACCUCGACCUCCUCAUCGUCGUGGUCGCCUCCUCUCCUGCCGAUACCUCGCCGCAAGACGUCUCACGACACGACCCGCACGAUCGUCGUCACGCGCAUCUCGAAGAAGCGCGCCGCCACGACCUCGCCCGAGCCGCACGAGCCGCCGAGGAAGCUCACCAAGGUCGUCGCCGUCCGUCGCGAGCCGAGUGGCCAGGCGUCCGACGGCGAGAACACGGCCGUCGCGCCGCCGGCCAAGAAGGAGCCGGCGCGUUCGCACCGCAACGACGAGGUCAGCUUCGACAAGGUGUUUGAGCUUUUGCCCAACGGCGAGCUCGGCGAGAAGGGCAUCGCGGCGCGCACGGCGAGCCUCAAGGCGCUGUACGACGCCCUGGCGUGCGACUCGACGGCUUCCAACGACUCGAUCCUCGGCAAGGUCAUCGACAUCGAGCAGGCGGCCUGGGACGCCUUUCCUCCCGACGAGGACGACGACGAGGGCAUGCCGGCGGUCGCGCCCUCGUACCGGGCCAAGCUUCGCGUGCUCCUCACGGUCAAGGCCGCACGCUACCUCGACUACCGCGAGCGCAUCCUGAGCGACGAGCUCGACGUCGACACGCUCAUUGCCAUGAAGCCCAACGACUUUAUCACGGACGAGCAGAAAGCGCUCGACGAGCGUGCGCGCCUUGCGAGCCUGCAGCGCGACCAGAUCUCGGCCUCGGACGUCGCCGAGGACUUGCGCGAGAAGGCUCGCUGGCGCCCGGGCUAG
Rhodotorula graminis WP1 is the source of this 1119-nucleotide messenger RNA. RefSeq lists its product as uncharacterized. The coding region runs from base 1 to 1119 and encodes 372 amino acids. Gene Ontology annotation, biological process: DNA-templated transcription. The record is from RefSeq and is a predicted model, not a curated record. Gene Ontology annotation, cellular component: nucleus. The transcript is spliced from 6 exons. NCBI's taxonomy places the organism in Eukaryota, Fungi, Basidiomycota, Microbotryomycetes, Sporidiobolales, Sporidiobolaceae.